Messenger RNA from Mus musculus (house mouse), 3853 nucleotides. It is a transcript of the gene Ccdc137, whose product is annotated as coiled-coil domain containing 137. The record is from RefSeq and is a predicted model, not a curated record. The transcript has 6 exons. NCBI's taxonomy places the organism in Eukaryota, Metazoa, Chordata, Mammalia, Rodentia, Muridae. Gene Ontology annotation, cellular component: nucleolus; nucleoplasm; chromosome. Bases 1490 to 1978 code for a protein of 162 amino acids.
GGACGCGCCUGGGGUAGUCAUGGCGAGGCCUGGGAACAUAGCACUGGUUACUGCGCGGUCGGCCGGUCUUAGAGGCUCGGGACAGCCGCAGGGGCGGCGGCAGCAGCAGGCUCAAGGACAGCAGCGCUCGGCCUCACUGCCCGGACAGCGCAGCAAAGAAAAGAAGAAAGUGAAUUGCAAGCCUAAGAACCAGGAUGAGCAAGAAAUCCCUUUUCGGCUCCGAGAAAUUAUGAGGAGCCGACAGGAGAUGAAAAAGACGCUAAGUAACAAGAAGAGAAAAAAGGAGGGUUUAUUUUAUGCAUAUGAAUACACCAUUGCUCUCUCCAGACAUAUCAGAAGAGACCAUCAACUCCCAUUACAGAUGCUUGUGAGCCCAUGUGGUUCCCAUGUGGUUGCUGGGAAUUGAACUUAGGACCUCUGGAAGAGCAGUCGGUGCUCUUAACCUCUGAGUCAUCUCUCCAGCCCCCUUUUUUGGUUUUUCGAGACAGGGUUUGUUUUGCUUUUUUCAAGACAGGGUUUCUCUGUAUAGCCCUGGCUAUCCUGGAACUCACUCUGUAGACCAGGCUGGCCUUGAACUCAGAAAUCCGCCUGCCUCUGCCUCCCGAGUGCUGGGAUUAAAGGCAUGGGCCACCUCUGCCCAGCUGAGGUUUUAUUUUCAUUUAUGUAUAUGCAAGUGUGACUGGUGUAGAGGGGUGCAUGUGCAAUUGCUAUUGGAGGCCAUGAGGGGGCGUUGGAUCCCAUGGAAUUAUCCUAAACGUGGAGUUAAAGGCCUUCCUGCCCAGUGUGGUUGCUGGGGAGCCAAACUCAGGUCCUUAAGGAAUACAUUUUUUAAAGUUUAUUUCCAUUUUUUACAUGCCUUGUGGUUUGCCUGCAUGCAUGUCUGUGUGAGUGUCAGACCUUGAACUGCCAUGUGGUUGCUGGGAUUUGAACUCUGGUCCUUUGGAAGAACACUCAGUGCUCUCAACUGUGGAGUCAUCUCUCCAGCCCUUGGAGUACAUGGUCUCUCCAGCCACAUUGGUGUGUUUUGGGUUUUUCUGAUAGGUUAUUUCUAGGUAGCCCUGUUGGCCUCAAAAUCAAUUUACCUCCACCUCCUGGUUGUUGAGAUUAUGGGUAUGUGCUGCUAUGAUCGACACUGCUUUGGUUUCUUUGUUUGCCUGUGUGGCACUGGACAUCUUUGACAGGAGCCGGUAGGUCUUGACAUCACAUUUGGGGCUCCUCUGAACUGAAUAUUUUAGCUUUCUCUCUGUCUGUCAUUAAGCCUUGUCGUCCCCUCUUUUGGCUGUAGGAGGGAAAUGGUCCCAGGCUGCUUACCUGUCACCAACCCUUCUUCCCGAGCUUCCUCUACACCUACUCUGGGUGUCCUUUCUCCUCAGCCCAGGUGGCUUUCAAGAAGACGUUGGAAAAGGAAGCGAAGGGGGAGGAGCCAGACAUCGCUGUCCCCAAGUUCAAGCAAAGGAAGGGGGAGUCUGAUGUGGCCUACGUCCAGCGCAUGGAGCAGGAGGCCCAGCACGUGCUGUUUCUUAGCAAGAACCAGGCCCCUCGGCAGCCAGAGGUGCAGGCAGCUCCCAAGAAGGAGAAGUCUGAGCGCAAGAAAGCGUUCCAGAAGCGACGACUGGAAAAGGCCCAGAGGAAAAGGGAAGCAAGAGCCGUGGACAGAUUGGAGCAGGAGCUACUGAAAGAUACUGUGAAGUUUGGAGAAGUUGUGUUGCAGCCCCCAGAGCUGACAGUUCAGCCCAGGAGGAGCACAAGCAGAGAUGCUCCUGGCAAGAAAUCACUAAUGCUGAAGAAGAUGCUGUUGGGUCCUGGUGGCGGGUCCCCGGCUCCAGCCACCUCACUGGCCCGCCAGCGGAUCCUGGGGGAAGAGCGGGAACGGGCUGUGCAGGCUUACAGAGCCCUGAAGAAGCUGCAUAGACAGGAAAUGACACCUGCACAGCCACCAGGCAGCUCUUUCCAGAGGCAGGGCCACGCUUGUCUGUGAUGCAGAGACCCAGGGGCCUGAUCCCCUGGAAACUGGUCUGGGAGCUGCUAGACCUGGGUAAGGGAGAGGCAGCGGAUGCUCUCCUUGCAUAGGGUCCUGAGAGUAAGCUUUCAGGUUUGGAAGAGUGCUUUUCCUUCCUCUGAAGGUUGUCCUUAUAAGAGUGACCACCAUGGUAUCCCAUCUCAUACAGGGCAAACCCCCGCAUCCCAGCACUUGCCUGAGACACAGCUGGAAGGGCUGGUAUUUUCCUUGAGCCUAAGUUCAUUCUGAAACAAGUCUCGGCUGAGACAAGCCAGGACCACUGUAGAAUGGACUCAAUCCCUUAAUCCAGCCAAUUACUGAAGCUGCUGGUGUAGGUCAGCCUACACCAAUGUUUUAAGAAGCUCCCAUGGGCUUACUGCAACCUUUGGAAGGCAGGGACAGACAGCAAAGCAGGUUAGUGGGCUGGUGGAAGGGCAAGUGGGGGCGGCAAUCAGCACUUUUUUUUUAUUUGCCUGCAGGGUUCUGUACAAAUGACCAGAACUCCCAGCCCACUCUUGGUUUGGAUAGAGAGGGGGUUUCAGUACUGACUGAGUGCCUUGAGGUAUACACAUGAAAACCAGGUUUCAAUGGUUGACAGAGUAGAGUAUUUAUACCAAGAGGGUAGAGGCGAAAGAAUUGGGUGUUCAAAGCCAGUCUUGACUUGAAGCAAAUGUAUGGCCUGCCUGAACAGGUUGAGAGAGUCUCAAAAACCUUACUUAGACAUCAAAAGAGCGAAGCUUGGACCCUGCUGGGGAAGCCCACAGUCCUCUAGCAGACCUAGGAGCCUCCGUCCAGCAAAGCUGGUCCUGGAGCCUAGUGGAGUGCUCCAAAUGUGCAUUUUCCAGAGUGAAGUUUAUUAAAGUUUUGCUCUUUGAAGUCUGGGCCGUUGCUCUCCAACAUGCUUAUCCACGGCCCUAGUCAAUGCGUGUCAAUGUGACAAGAUGAGUGAGUGUGCAGACACACACCCAACAGUAGCAAGGGCCAGAAUAGAGCAGGGUGCAUCGGCCACUUGACUUUCCACUGCACAUCAGGACUAGGGCCAGGGCCCAGGAGCCACCAUUAUCAGAGUAUGUAGGCUUCUGAGUUCUUUAGAAGCAAUGUGGCCACACAUCCAAAGCUCAACUGUGCGCUACAUCAAAUGACUCUGGGUAAUUAUCCCUCAGAGCCCAUGCCUAUAUGUGCCUGUGCCUAUAUGUGCUUGACUCCUCCCACUUUCUGUAAUGUUUAUUAAAGAUGCCCACACCCAUGCAUUCAGGGAUUGUUUUCUGAGUGCUGCUUUUUCACAAAAUAUCCCAGCUAAAUGGAUGUUUUCCUGCUGUGCUUAAGCCAUCUCAGAUUGACCUUGGCCAGAACGAUGUGUGGAGCCACCUGUCUGGCUUCCCCAUUCCUCACUUCUGGUAUGGAAGAUGUGGCUGCUCUUGUUCCCUGCCCACUCCAAGGUCAGGUCUGGUCUCUGCUGCCAUCUUGGAGUCCUGACCCUCAGAACACUAAAUAUUGGCAGGUAAGCUGGAGCCUGUCCACCAUUAUAUCAUUACUGAAUAAUUGGUGAUUCAUAUAGACACAUAGGUACAUAUAUGUCUUCAUGUGUGUAAAGGUCUUCAUGGUGUAAGGGGCAGGAGACAUAAGGGCUUCCCCAGCCCUCUCCACUUUGUCCUGGUUGAAAAUCAGGCACCCUGAUGUACUGCUCUGCUGCAGGUUUUUCCUCAGCAGAUGAGCCUAGAAGAUUAUCAUGCUGAUGCACCUGACAAGCUAUCCCAGUAGAAUGUUACCACCUCCUGUGUGCCUUCUCUUGUCCACUUGUGGGACCUCAUAUACCCCUGUACAUGAGAAAUAAAAGUUUAUUGAAUAAAUCCA